CUCAUCACGUGACUCUAAUGUUGUCAACAACGCCACAGAUAGAUAACACCAACAACACUGAAUUGUACUGUUUUGAAACUGACAUGGUCAAACAUUCCAUCGUCUGUACUAUGAAAAUAUUUGCGAUAACGCAUUAAUGUUGCCCGUCAACUUGCCUGACUGUAAAAUUAUGCGGGCUACGUAUUAGCUUGCUACCAGGAAGUGUGUGAGCUAGCUAGCUGGCUGGUUGGCUAAGUGCAGCUGAGUUUGGAAUGCCAGUUCUUCUUCUGACAAAUCGUACCUCUUGACACGGCUCUUUGUUUGUCGAUAUUCUAAUGUUAUUGUUAGCGUAUUUAAGAACCGAGGCUUGUCAUUUUUGACAGCAGCUCGUUUCUUGAACAUCAGCCAAGGAUGUCCCGUACUUACGGUGGUCAGUCCACGCUUGUCAUUGGCCUGGCAACACUCCUCCGAAAUAAUGGCGAGUUAGUGCUUGGAGGCAGCAGCACGCUGACCCUGCCAGUGACAAGCUUGCAGCAGCUCAACCGACUGUUCGAGCAGCAUUUGCUGUCCAGGAAUCAGCAGCAUGGCUUCCUGGCCCUGCCGUCCCACCCAGCCGACACUGCAUCUUUGCUGCAGCUGCAGUUCCUCUUCGACAUCCUGCAGAAGACAUUCUCCCUGAAGCUCUUCAACCCGUCAAGCACGAGACUACUGUCUGGGGUGAAGAUUUUCCCUUUCAAGUCUUUAAAGUGUUUGGAGCUGAAGAAUAUCCCCCCGCACUGUCUAGAGGGGCUCAGAGGAGUUUAUUCCCAGUUGGAGGUCUUCAUCUGCUCAAAGAGCCUUAGCUCCCUGGAGGAGCUACUCUCCCUGUGCGGUGGUGACCUCAGCUCUGCACUGCCAUGGCUGGAGUUGCACACCCUCAACUUCAGCUACAACUUCAUUGUCUGCCUUGACCAGUCUUUAAGUCUCUUGAAUGUCCUCAAGUCUUUGGAUUUAAGCCACAACAAGAUUCAGGAGUGUGCAGAAUUUCUAAAGCCUGUGAGUGAAUUGGAACAUUUGAAUCUGGGCUACAACUGCCUGCAGAGGGCGCCAACACUUAGCCUGAGCGCCAGAGUUAAACUGCUUACGCUCAUACUCAGAAACAAUGAACUGGAGACUAUAAAUGGUGUGGAGCAGUUGGCAUCACUCCAGCACUUGGACCUGGCCUAUAAUCUUCUGCUGGAGCAUUCCCAACUGGCUCCUCUCUCCUUGCUUCACUGUCUUAAAAUGUUGAACUUGGAAGGCAACCCGCUCUACUUCCAGAAGACCCACCGCACGUGUACUGUUCGACACCUAUCGCCAAAGGCUGUCAGCCUCAGGUUCAAACUAGAUGGUGUCCUGCUCUCAUCUUCCGAGUUAUCUGUUCUGCCGAAAGCUGGACAACUAAUUGUCCAGGUACAGUCGUCUCCUCCGGCAGUGUUAGAACAAAGUCAUGCAGAUGAGUCAAGCGGAGCUGGGGAGCUCAGCGACAGUUUGUCAGUGGGGGAGGUGCGAAUCUCACGCGGUCGCAAGAAGAAAUCCAAGACCAAGGUGAAAGUGCGGAGAGCUAGUAUCUCGGAACCCAGUGAUACAGACUACCAGGCAGUCUCCUCCUCACAAGACAUUGUCCUUCAACACCAAGAGGAGAUUGAGCGCAUGUCCAGCUUCAGAGAGCAGUUGGGUGAGGACUGGCUGCGUUAUCAGCACCACCUAGAUGCAGACGUAGCACCGCGUCCUACCACUACUGUUCAUGGCCCAGAAACCCUCUCCAACAGCCUUGUCACCCCUCUGUGUCUGUCCCCGGAGGUUUUUCCUCCUCCACUUAUCUCAUCUGAGCCAAGGGUGCCAACACCUGAUGUGGAAGCAGAGCAAGAGACAGAGUCCACUUUGCAGUGGCCCAGUCAGAGCACUCAGCACACUGAAUCAACUUUGGAAGAGACUGCAGUGGAUGGUCAGGUGGCAGGCCAUGUCCGUUCAACCCGACCCAGUUUGGACUCCCACAAGUCAGCGGGAGAGGAGAAUGGUGAUUUCAAUGAGGGAGAAGACGAGGAAGACCUUGGAGUGGACCAGUGUUUGCCGCUUCUGGUGGGUGUGUUAUCUGACGAAGAAGAUGAAAAGAGUAAGGAUGAGGGGAGGAAGGAGGUGUUUCUGCGUGUCAAACAGGACCAUUUGGUUGAGGUGGACGUGCAGUCCGGCCAGGAGAGAUGUCGCCUAGAACUCGACUGCCUGGCGAGGGUGGAUGCCACACAGGCGGCUUGGACCCACAGGGAGACUAAGGCAUUAUUUCCAGCUUUGGACAUCCAGUUUGACUACAUCAUGAAAGAAAAGAGGCGCCGACUUUACGUCCUUCUGGAUGAUAACCCACAGCAGGCACUUAAGGAUCUUGUUGAUGUGCUGUCACCUGUGGAAGAGGCCAACCGCCGGCGUGACACAGGGCUCCUCCCAGGCUGUAUUCAUUUGCAGUGCCUUCGUUGUGGGUCAGAGUUCAUGGAGCCUGGAGGUCGUGCGAGGAGUACAAGGCCUAUGAUGCUGCCGGAGGGCGUAGAUCAGCAGGACGGCAAGGAGUUGAUGGAAUGCGAUGUGGGCGACCAAAGUGAGCAAGCUAGGUCAUGCAGAGGCAGAAACUGUGAUAACUGUCCAGAAUGUGGAAGUGACCACUUGAUCCAGCUAGUUGGCCAGUCAUUUCCUUACAGCAGUACACCAAUCCAACGUCCAUCAAGACCAGGCAGUGUAGACAAAAAGGUGAACCCCAGUGUUAGCAGUAGUCUGGAAGAACCUGCCACUACCGUCGCCACAGAGGACCCCACUUUUUUCAGCACACAGGGGAGCUCAUUGUACAUUGAGGAGGGCGGGGCUGACAAAUUCUCCCUGAAAUACAAUGCUGACUGUCAAAGUAAGGAGGAUCUGGCUGGAAGCUACAGCUACACUGCCAUCUGCGCCACACCACCUGGUAUUCAACCUUCAGGACGAGCCAACUCGACUGGUGAUUUGGACCUACUGACUGAGGCAUUUGAGGUGAUCGACCAUCGGCUGAAGCUUUUCUUGGAUGUGGAUGUCUUCGAAGAGGAAGAGGAGCUCAGUUGUUUCCUAAAGACAUCAGUUGUGAAAUUUGGAGAGCUAGAAGAGUUUCCAUCUCUGGCGGUGGUGUCAGACAAGCGAAUCUACAUCCUUGAAGUAUCAUCCGGAGCUAGCAGAGGGCAGCUUUCUGAUUGGCUUCAAAAGCGUGACUGCCACCCAAUCUUAGAGCUCAGCUACCUGGAGGUGGGGCUUGGCUCUCAGAGCAUCCACAUGGCAUUUGACGAUGGGGAAGUUACGUGCAUGGCCUACACCCUCCUGGUGCGGGACAGUAUACGCUGCAAACGCUUCUUUGGCCUGUUGACAGGAAUUGUGCGUGAAAUGGCACAUCGGUCCGACAGCAAACUGAGGUCAAUCUCAACCGCCAGACUCAAUCCUCAGCACCAUCUCUGGCCUCUUGUGUGUGAAGACAUCCAGACAGAUGUGGAGGACGGCCAGCUGCAGUUUUGCUACAUUCUAGCCUUUUUGCUGCAAGACAACACGUGGGCGCCAAUGACUGUGCUGGCGACCCGAGAGACUCUGUACCUGUUGAGUGAGGAUCACCAAUGGGGGAAGAGCACAAACCAUCUGACAACAGUCAACAGCACCCCGGAGCGCAGCAGUGGGAGCUUCACUGUUCUCGAGACGCUUCCCAUCAGCUGUGUGAGCUCGGUCCACCUGUGGUCCAAUGAGCAAUACCAGAUGGAUGUCAAGCUCUAUGACGAGACGGAGAAAGAGGAGAAGACCUGGCAUGUGCGCUCGGAGAGUUCAGAGCUCCUAGAGGCUCUAUUGGCGUGGGUCCGAACACAAUGGGAGGCCAUGUUUGGCGUCAGGCUAAACACAACUGUGCACGGCCAAGAAAUAUAAUAAACAAUGGUAAAUUUCACCUUUUUCUCUAUACUUGCCCUUUAAAAUGUGGCAAAAAGGCUGGUUGUGUUGCUGGUAAACUGAAGCAGCCCUUCGAUACUUCAUGGCAUACUGAUGAUGUUAGCAAGAGGAAAUGUGGAUUAAGGUUUUUGUUUGUUGUUAAAUUGUGAAAUUCUGAGCGUUAGCGUGACUUCAUGCACAUGUGAAGCUGUCAUCAUUCAAACUUGUUUGUGGUAACCCACUCUCUAAUGGGUAAUUUGAGUCCCAACAUCCUGCAGCUGUGAGUGUUCAUGUAAUAAUUUAUUCCUUUGCCAUUGUCUUUUAUUUUUUUCUCUGAGAGCAAACAUUUUUGCAAACUGUGUAUAAAUGAGUUCAAACAAAUGCA
Messenger RNA from Phyllopteryx taeniolatus (common seadragon), 4300 nucleotides. It is a transcript of the gene stk11ip, whose product is annotated as serine/threonine kinase 11 interacting protein. Gene Ontology annotation, molecular function: protein binding. Gene Ontology annotation, biological process: intracellular protein localization. The record is from RefSeq and is a predicted model, not a curated record. The coding region runs from base 391 to 3915 and encodes 1174 amino acids. Gene Ontology annotation, cellular component: cytoplasm. The transcript is spliced from 25 exons. Lineage: Eukaryota; Metazoa; Chordata; Actinopteri; Syngnathiformes; Syngnathidae.